Messenger RNA from Parnassius apollo (apollo), 663 nucleotides. Lineage: Eukaryota; Metazoa; Arthropoda; Insecta; Lepidoptera; Papilionidae. The record is from the annotation of a GenBank genome assembly.
AUGGUAAGUGGAACAGGCCCAGCACCGAAUCAGGCCGACACUGUAGCAUUCUCGCGCGGCCUGUGGUCAGAGACCGUAAACCACAGCGAGGACCCUUGGACGGAAGUUGUGGCGAAAUCAAUUAAGAAUGACUUGCAAGAACAGCAUAACGAUAUACAAGCCAAUGACAACUCAAUACUUCAGAUAGGUAUCACAGACAACGAAGAACCAGAUACAGAAAAUUUAGAUUUAAAUGCUGAAAACCACACAACAAAUGAAAAUGAAAAUUUACAUAGGGAAAAGAUAAUUGCCAUAGAUGAAAUGUUUGCUAAAGCUUUAGAAUAUUUUGCUAAUACAAACCCAACAGAAAGACAGUUUAUACCAAAGCAGAGGUCAUCAAAGAAAUUGAGUAAAAUAGUUGACUAUGUAAACAAUAUUUUAUUGCCACAAUAUAUCAACAGCGAAAUUGAAUUUAAAACAUUUCAGAAUUUAGUGUACUGUGCAGCAUGGACUUCAGCUAAGCUCAACGGAGCUAAAAUUGAAAUAGCUAUACAAGUUGAUAAUCCGUUAGGACCUGAGAAACAAAAGAAAUAUAAUAAGCCAAAGUGGGAACAAAGAUUAGAAAACAAAGGUCUUUCUAAGACCCCAUGCGACGAACGACGUUACAAAAAAAAGCGCGACUAA